UCCUAUUUGCAAAAAAAAAGAGGAAAGAAGAAAAGCAGGGCAAGAAAAGAGUAAGCAAGCAAGACAUUGGAAUCAAGCUUGGAUAGAAAAACAUUAUACUCUUUGCGGUUCGCGUCAUGACUUGCUACAAAUAUGUGGUAACAGCACAAAAGCCUACAUCUACCGAGUUUUGCGUCAAGGGACCAUUCACGUCUCCCCAUGAAACGAACCUGGUGUUAGGCAAAGGUACACGCAUCGAAAUUUACACAGUGACCCCCGAAGGUCUUAAACCCACCCUUGAAUUCAAUAUCCAUGGCGUCAUUGCUCACUUGUCACUCUACGCACCACCGACCCGUGACAAAGCGUCAUUAUUUAUUUUGACGGCUCGUCACAGGUACUGUAUCCUCACGUAUUCUGAAAAGACUCAGCAAAUUAUUACGGAAAUGAGCGGGGAAGUGGGCAUGCCCGUUCAACCGCGAGCUCAGCGAGACACAUGUCUUGGCGUGAUAGAUCCAUCCCAUCGAUAUUACGCUACGGCAUUGUAUGAAUCCAUGGUAACAUUGAUUAUUCCUGAACUCGGUCAAAAAUCCAAAGAAGGGGCUUCUUAUACUCGAAGAACAUCUCUUCGAAACCGCGAAGGUCGCAGGCGACAGCAAACCCCUCCUGACUAUAUGAAUUUGAGUCUUAUGGAUAAAACCAUCGUAUCAAUGGCAUUUUUGCAGGAUACAACCGAGCCCACCUUGCUUAUUUUGUACGAUGAUUCAAUGUUUCGCCGGUACCUUCAGACGUUCACUAUAGACCUGCGCAAUCGAGAACUGAAACCGGGCGAUAUUGUCAUGGAUCAUUUCGAGCCGGAUGCCAAUCUUUUAAUCGCGCUUCCUGCUCCCGUAGGUGGUGUGAUCCUUGUAGCCGGGAAAUUCAUUCGCUAUCUCAAACCCAACCAAGCGCCAAAAGCCAUUGGCAUCAAACCAUGUACCAUCAAUAGCUAUACCAUCAUGAAUGCAAGCGGAUCGCGAAUUCUUCUUGGCGAUGCCAAUGGAUCCCUUUACCUUCUCAAUCUCACGCUGAAUAACAAUGUCGUAGAGGCGCUGUGCUUUAUCAGCCUCGGCACGAUUUCAUCACCUUCCUGUCUGGCCUACCUAGGCAACGAUGUUGUUUUUGUGGGUUCAACCGAGGGCGAUUCCCAGGUGGUGCACGUGCAAAGAAAGAGCAGCAUUGCCGAUGAGGAUGAUGACAUUUUGGAGAUCAUUGAAGAAUUUCCCAAUCUCGGUCCCAUCACGGAUUUUUGCGUGGUAGAUUUGGAUAAACAGGGUCAAGUGCAACUGAUUACAUGUUCCGGUGCCGCCAAAGAUAGUUCGCUGCGCAUUAUCCGUAACGGUGUGGGAUUGAACGAAUUGGCAGCCAUCGAGAUCAGUGGCGUCAAGGGGGUGUGGGCCCUUCGUCCUACCUUUGAUGAUAAGCAUGAUAAUAUGCUGUUGGUGUCAUUUGUGAAUCAAACACGGUUAUUACAGUUGCGCGACAACGAAAUGAAGCAGCUUUUAUCGCAUUCAGGCUUGGCUCUUGAUCAAAGAACGUUGGCUGCGAGGAAUAUCCUUGGAGACCUGAUCAUUCAAGUUACCGAACACAGCGUACGACUCUUGGAAUCUGCCUCGCAUGGUUCUUUGGUGGACGAAUGGUUUCCAUCGAAUGAAGCUUGCAUUACGGUGGCGAGUUUGAAUCCAACCCAAUGUGUCUUGUCGGUGGGUUACGGACGGUUGGUAGUAUUGCAAAUUGAUGGACGGCGUUUGGUGGAAACUGGAGCUACGCAACUACAGCAAGAAAUUUCAUGUCUUGAUAUUACCCCAACGGAUGAUGCGACACCUUAUGCGUCAUCGGUCGUCGCUGUGGGUGUAUGGCAGCAAGUGGGAGUCAAGAUCCUCUCUAUCCCGGAUCUACAAGUGAUUGCGGAAGAAUCCAUGGCUGGCUCAGUGAUGCCGCGAUCCAUCCUCAUGGCCACCUUUGAAAACAUAUGCUACCUUCUUGUCGCAUUUGGUGAUGGCCAAUUUUAUAAUUUCAAAUUGGAUAGCCGUCAAGGCACGUUAUCGGAUAAGAAGCGAUCAUUUCUCGGAAAACUGCCCAUUGCGUUGGGCACGUUUACCUCCAAUGGCACCAUCCACGUAUUUGCUGCUUCUGAUAAACCCAGUGUUAUCCACAGUCGAAAUCAGAAACUGGUGUACUCCAAUGUGAACCUCAAAGAUGUUCGGGGUGUGACAUCGUUCAACAGUGUUGGGUUUCCAGACGCCGUUGCACUGACGACCAAGGAUGCCCUAGUGAUUGGUCAAAUGGAGGAAAUCCAGAAACUUCACAUCACCAAGAUAUCGACCAUUGAUACACCACGGCGAAUCACCUAUCAAGAGUCGUCAAAAUCGUUUGGUGUGGUCACGGAACGGAUCAGUAAUACACCUUACACAGCCGCGUCGGUAACCGGUGGUUUCGAGAUUCUGGAUGAUCAAAGCUUCACAGUGCUGGAUCGAAUUUAUUUCAAGCAGUUUGAGCGACCUUUAUCGGCCGUGUCCAUGGCGUUUGAAAAUGGUCCUGGCGAUUGCUACAUUCUCGGCACAGGCAAAGAUACUGAUGAGUUUGAGACUGGCAGUUCAGGACGCAUUCUAGUAUUGCAAAUUUCAGCCUCACGUGGUCUACGAGUGGUCUCGCAAAAAAUCAUGAAUGGCAUGGUUGAAUGCCUGCGUCCUUUUAACGGGAAGUUGCUGGCCAGUGUACGAGGAGAGCUUCAUUUAUUGCAAUUGCAUCCGGAUAUGCGUGGUGGAGGAGAACUGGAAUCGGUGUGUCACUACAAGUUACCCUCGAUUACAGAAUCGCUCAUUACAUACAACAACCUGAUCGUGGCGGGUGAUAUGGCGGUUUCGGUGGUCGUUUUAAGUUACGAUGAACGAGGGCGUACGUUCCGAGAGCUCGCGGCGGAGGAACAACCCAAGGAAAUUACAGCGUUGGAAGUCCUGGACGAGCAUUCAUCCAUUGCAGCCGAAAAAGAGGGUCAUUUAUUCAUUAUGCAGCGGCGCGAUCCGGAAAAAUUGGAAGACGAACAUGACGAACCAUUGUUACACACAGCGAGUCAGUGGCAUUUGGGCGAUCUGGUACAUCGUUUUCGUUUUGGCUCACUGAGGAUGAAUGUAUCGGAUCCUGACAGUUCGCCCAUCACGCCAUCUCUGAUUUUUGCUACGGCCAGUGGCGCGAUUGGGGUGAUUGCCGACCUAUCGGAAGAGCGGUUCAAAUUGCUUUGGCAAAUGCAGAAUAACAUGAACAAAAUUGUGCGCAGUAUUGGUGAUCUGAGUCACUCAGAUUGGCGAAGUAUAUCGAUGAUGGACCGUAAAGAGAAAUGCAGCAACUUUAUUGAUGGUGAUCUGAUUGAGAGUUUUCUGGAUCUGACUCCCCAACAGAUGCAAGGAGUGGUUGAUGGACAUAACGGCGGUCGAAAACUGGAUCUCACCGUGGAAGAUCUUUGCAAAGUUGUCGAAGAACUCAUGAGCGUUCAUUCUUAAACUUUCAAAGAAGAAGAAACGAAACAUCAAUUCUUUCAACGAGCCAGGUUUAGCAAUUUAAAAACUUUCUGUAAAUAUUUUUCAUCCCUCUAUCUGAUACUUCAUGUCGUAUACACACGUUUUAUUGCUCUAUAAACUACAGUAAUGUCAGCAAUUCCAUUAUUUU
Messenger RNA from Radiomyces spectabilis, 3681 nucleotides. Its product is annotated as mono-functional DNA-alkylating methyl methanesulfonate N-term-domain-containing protein. Gene Ontology annotation, cellular component: site of double-strand break; nucleus. Lineage: Eukaryota; Fungi; Mucoromycota; Mucoromycetes; Mucorales; Radiomycetaceae. The record is from RefSeq and is a predicted model, not a curated record. Gene Ontology annotation, molecular function: nucleic acid binding; protein binding. Bases 117 to 3515 code for a protein of 1132 amino acids. Gene Ontology annotation, biological process: DNA repair; proteasome-mediated ubiquitin-dependent protein catabolic process. The transcript is spliced from 15 exons.